Molecule: messenger RNA, 1296 nt
Organism: Chenopodium quinoa (quinoa)
Lineage: Eukaryota; Viridiplantae; Streptophyta; Magnoliopsida; Caryophyllales; Amaranthaceae
Product: GATA transcription factor 15-like
Exons: 3
Coding region: 502-954 (150 amino acids)
Biological process (GO): regulation of DNA-templated transcription
Molecular function (GO): zinc ion binding; sequence-specific DNA binding
Source: RefSeq, a predicted model, not a curated record
GCCCAAACUAUAGCAGCAGCAGCCAAACACACCCUAAAUUUUUAUUUUUAUUUUUCAAAAAAAAAAAAAUUCCAUCUUUAUUUAUUUUUUUCUUCUUAUAUCCUCUGCUUCAUUCGGCUGCGGAUAACUCUCCUCUGUCGGUCUUUUCUCUCUCCUCCAUUCCUCCUAUAUUUUGCUUGUCGGUUUAAUCUUUACCCUAAAAUUUCCCCCCUAUUUCUUAUUUUCUCUCUCCUCAAAUCUUCCCGCUCUAUCUCUUUCAUUUUCUCUCUCCUCCAAUUUUUUUUGAGUGUUCUUUGAUCACAUUUUACCUUUUGAGUUUUCUCUUCGUUUUGAUCAGUUGAUCAUUUAUCAUUUUUUCUACUCUGUUUUCUAUAAGUUGAUUAGGGUUUAUGAUUUUUGUGUUCAUCACUCAACAUUCGAUUAAUCCGAGCUCGACCCAUUAUUCCUCGAGUGUUUAAUUUUUCUGGGUUUGCUUUGGAUUUUUGAAGUAGUUCAGUAAUCAUGGUGGAUCUAAAUGACAAAAAAUCAUCAGACCCAGAUGGAGUUUCCUCAACAGAAAUCAAAGAGAAUGAGAUCAAACGAUGUGCAGAUUGUGGUACCUCUAAAACCCCACUAUGGAGAGGCGGACCUGCGGGGCCCAAGUCACUCUGCAAUGCAUGUGGAAUCAGAAGCAGGAAGAAGAGAAGGGCAAUUUUGGGAUUUAAAUCAGAAGAGAAGAAAUCAAGGAAGAUCAACAAUGGCAGUAGCAUGACAUCAUCAUCAUCGUCGUCAUCAUCAUCUAGUAGAUUUGGUGGGACCCCUCUUCAUCAACGGCUGAUAGCGCUCGGAAGGGAGGUGAUGAUGCAAAGAUCAACGGUUGAUAAGAAGCAACAGAGAGGAAGGAAGAAGUUGGGUGAAGAAGAACAAGCUGCUGUUCUUUUAAUGGCUCUUUCUUAUGGUUCUGUUUAUGCUUAGAAUUUAGUACAAGAUUAAAUGGGUUUUUGCUUACUAAUUCCAUAUUAAUUAGGUGAUUAAGGAGUAAUUAGUAGUAGUAAUUUUUAGUUAGUGAGAUGGAUAAAAAGUGAGGUUGAAGAAUCAAGAAAAAAAAAAGUGGAGUAUAAAAAAAAGAAGUUUCUCCUUUUAUUAAAGCUUUUGAGAUAAAAUUGGCUUUAUUGUGGAGAAUUGGAGAUUGAAAGAGUAAAUUUUCUCCUUCGUGUUUUGAGUGAGCUAAAGUUUGUUGAUAAAUAUUAAUUUUGAAUUUUUAAUUGUUCUCGAAUAUACUAAUAGUCUAAUAGACGUGAUAAGUGUUGCUUUGUA